Messenger RNA from Erpetoichthys calabaricus (reedfish), 1981 nucleotides. RefSeq lists its product as uncharacterized. Lineage: Eukaryota; Metazoa; Chordata; Cladistia; Polypteriformes; Polypteridae. The transcript is spliced from 6 exons. The coding region runs from base 1 to 672 and encodes 223 amino acids. The record is from RefSeq and is a predicted model, not a curated record.
AUGGCCAGGUUGACGAGAAAUGGUCUGGGUGUUCCUAAACAUGAACAGCCUGGUUCUACUAAAAGAUAUGGGUCAAAGUCAAUAAUUCAAAGGAAAUGGAAUUUUUCUUGUUUUGAGAAGUUUGUACAGGAUAGCUUUCCUAAAGCACCAUUGCAUUUGACCGGCUUCACCUUUGCAAAAGCAGAAAAAGGCAGACGUCUUAAAAAACUUGCUGCAACAACAAUACAUGAUUUAGAAUUGGAAAUUGGAAAAGGGAAGAUUUGUGUAGUUCCUGGACGAGAUCUACCUCUACCAGUUCAGCUGACAGAAGCAGGAAUGUCCUCAGUUACUUUUGCUGACAGACCUGAAACCAACUUGCAAAAUGAAGGUCAGACCCAAUUAGAAGAAGUGCAUGGUGCUUUGAGCUCAGAAAUUCAUCAUGUAAGGAACAACCAGGAGAGGCUAAAUGUCAAUAUACAGACUAUAGAAGACAAUCAUCCCCAACAUGAGACUCCUGUCUUAGAUGUUGAAGUUAGAGAAGAGUCAGUUCAGAGAGUAGCAGAUGUUACAAACCAACCAGAGAUCCAAAUACACCAGUCACAUUCUGAGGAAAAGGAGUUGGAUCUUAAACGAGGUUUUUCUGAAUUGGAAUUGCUUGUUGAAGAUGAAAUUUGUAUCAGCAUAAGAAGAUAAAAUAUCUUAGAGGAUGUUCAAGCAAUCUAUAGUACAACUGACAUUCUGAACAAACGUUUACGUGUAAAGUUUAUGGAUGAGGAGGGUGAUGACUUUGGAGGCUCAACAAAAGACCUUUUCUCUUCCUUUUGGAAUAAGGCUUUUAUUGAAUGGUUUAAAGGGGAAGAUGCCCUUGUUCCUUGUCUUCCUAUAAACCAGUUCUCUGAAGCUCCUGGCAUAUCCUCUGUUGUUGGCCAAGUACUGACACAUAUGUGUCGGCUCAUCCAUUGUAUACCACCUCGGUUCUGCAGGUCAACUCUGCUUUCCAUUGUGUUUAAUACCUCCACUAUAGACAGCGAAAUACUGUUAGAUGAUUUUUUGUUGCAUGUAACAACAGCAGAGCGUAGCCUACUGUGGAAAGCUUUGAAAGAUGUUACUGCAGUCAGUGCACCUGAAAAACAGGACCUGCUUAAUUUUUUUUCAGUUCAUGGCAUGUAUACUCUUCCUUCUACAUCCAAUUUUAAAAGUCAGCUGCUUUUAGUUGCACAAAAUGAACUUCUUAUUAAGCCAAUGUAUUUGAAUACAUUCAUUCGGCAAUCAAUACCAGAAGUACACAUGGCAAUAUUUUGGUCACAGCUUGACACAGACCUCAUUUCUUAUUUGUACUGGAAGGAGAUGCCAACUGUAGAUUGUGUUUUACACUGCCUUACUUACUACAUGUGAACCUGACUUAAGACCUGAAGAAGAUGUAGUCUGUUAUUACCUAUGUGACUUUAUCAAGUCACUGGACCUAGAUGACAUGUGUAAAUUUCUUCAGUUUGUAACUGGUUCCCCACUGUUACCAUAUGAUGGGAUUAAGGUAUCUUUCAAUAGACUAAGUGGCACACAGCGUAGACCUAUUGCACAUACAUGCAGCAAUAUGAUAGAAAUUCCUGUAACUUACACAUCUGUUUUGUAUUCAGAUGAAGCAUUUACAAUGACAAUGUUGUAAUUUUUUUUUUAUUUUUCUUAAAUAUAGUAACUGAGUUCCAGGUGCCUGUUUCUGCAAACUGCAGUGUUGAAAGAAACAGACAUAAUAUAUACUUAGAUUUCAGAAAGAUUAAAAGGUUUUGAAAAUCACAGACACGUUAUUGUAAUAAUCUCAAAUAAAAAUUUCCAGUUUUUCAUGUUUAUUUGUUACACACAUUGCUAAAAUUACAUAUUUCAGAAACAACAUUGUUGUUUAACUACAAUUGUUAUUAUUAUAAUGUUGUUUCAUAAAGUUGGAAGUCAAAUAUGUACAGUUUUUCCUGUUUGUAUUACCCUCAAACAAACUGUAUCUGUUUCAAAC